CUCUGUACUUCCGUUAGGCACCAUACGUUUUUAGACAUGGAGCGUGACCAAUAUCAGAGUGGCGACGACAGAGACGAAGUCUUUGUGCAAACUGUGUGCAAGGAGAUAACGAAUUUUGUGCAAGGUGAUGUUCACAACAGUGUGCUGAUCUUUCCAGUCCUGCCGAAACGCGAAAGAUUCCUGACUCACAAGGUUGUUGAAGAAAAGUUUGAGGACCUGUGCAGUUUCUCACUGGGAGAAGGCGUUUGCCGAAGGACGGCUGUGUGCCUGAAGUCGCGGCUUAUUUUCGCGUUUGACAACGGCUACUGCUUAGAUGAGGCAGCGCGAAAAGUAGCUGUGAGGCUUUGCAGAGAGAAAGGGCUUCCCGUCGAUUUCCUUUCACAUAGCAUCAGGAGACCGUUACCUUCAAGCAGAGAGAUGCAAGCACCGAGGCCAGCAAGGCAGCGGCAAAGGCGUCCAGAUAUGCAGCUGUAUGUGCCACGGGGGCGCAAAGCUGAGGCCUUGAAAACUGAUACAAGAGAUGCCCCUGCACAAGAAGCAAGGGUGCCUUCACAGCAUUUGUUGGAAAGCGAAGCAUCAUUAGCAACAACAGAUGCAGCAGACCCUCUGCGCAGAGAGGACACUGGGGCUCACCAUGAAGACACAAGUUCAGAACACAACAGAAAGCCUUCUGCUCACUUGAUCGAGGCAACUAAUGUGUGUGCACAAGCAUGGGUACCUUCACAGUGUUUGCCGGAAAGCCAAGCAUCAUUAGCAACAACAGUUGCAGCUAACCCUCAGUGCAUAGAGGACACUGGAACACACCAUGAAGAUGCAAGUUCAGAACACUAUAGCAAAGCUUCUGCUCUCUCGAGCAAUGUGUGUGGCAUGGGUGGUGAUGUCGAGUGUACUGGCCUGGAAGGCAGUAACUGUGAUGUGCUCUCAACAAGUGGAAAUUCUGAGAACAGUGAAGCUGUGAUCCAAGUAUGUUUGUCACUUUCACAGGAAACUGAGAAUGAAUACAUUAAGGAAACAGCAGAUGAAGGUUCUGAAGAAGUGAAUUCACUACAGGAGUUUUCGUCCGUUGUGACAGAUUGUGCAGGUAGGCAAAAAAAUACAAGCCUACAAGGAUUCCAAGGUGGGGUUGGCAUUGUAGUGGAUGACAGUGUUGUCAGAACUAGUGAAUCGACUGAAAAUGCAGCACACGAAGAACUGCCCCUUACAAGUCAUUUGGAGGUGGCACAGUCAUAUGGUGAGCAUGUAGACGCUACUCGAGAUAGCACUGAAGCAAGCAUCGAAGAGAACCAUAAGGAUGCUGAGGAUUCAUGGGAUGCUCUUUUUGAUGAAACAGGGGAAUGCGUUGCUCCAGAAGUUUUGAAAAAUAUCACUAAGGCCUUGGGUGACAUUAAAGUGCAUCAAGCAGAACUUGAUUACACCAAGUUUGAGCCUCGUAUUCCUGACCUCUCAGAAGCAGAGUAUGGCCAUGUCCUUGAGAUGUACGAUUUUCCUGCCGAAUUUGAAACAAAAGACCUUGUGACAGCAUUGUCAUCUUGCAGAGAUCAAUUCAACAUUAAGUGGGUGGAUGACACUCAUGCAUUGGCAAUAUUUUCGACGCCAUUUGCUGCGACAGAAGCUCUUGGCCUACAGAAUCCACUUAUGAAGAUGAGGCAUGUCUCGGAAGCCUCCAAGCAGUCCAAGCUGAAGAUUAAGCAUUGUAGUGAAUUCUUGAUGCCUUACAAACCUCGGCCGCAGACGUCUGCUUCUGUGGCACGCCGUUUGGUGAGCGGUGCCCUUGGCAUGCGGGUGAAUGUGGAUGCUGCACAACGAAGGAAAGAACUGCAGAUGUUGAAAGAGGCCAAAGGUAAGAAAAAGACUGCAGCCAAGCAGCGAACUGAUGUAUGGAAUGGAGACGUAUCAUGAUUUGUCAGCCUUGCUCACUGGCUUGAAAGC
This is a messenger RNA of Dermacentor andersoni, 1929 nucleotides long. RefSeq lists its product as uncharacterized. Lineage: Eukaryota; Metazoa; Arthropoda; Arachnida; Ixodida; Ixodidae. Gene Ontology annotation, molecular function: nucleic acid binding. The record is from RefSeq and is a predicted model, not a curated record.